This is a messenger RNA of Zingiber officinale, 1349 nucleotides long. RefSeq lists its product as uncharacterized. The coding region runs from base 77 to 955 and encodes 292 amino acids. NCBI's taxonomy places the organism in Eukaryota, Viridiplantae, Streptophyta, Magnoliopsida, Zingiberales, Zingiberaceae. The transcript is spliced from 2 exons. The record is from RefSeq and is a predicted model, not a curated record.
UUUUUGGCUUUAAUUUAAUGUAUUCUUUAAUCAAACAGAAACUCCAUUCACUGCAAAUAAUUCAUCCCCCAAGAGAAUGGGCCAUACAUCAUCAAAAUUAGCCAUUGCUUCAGAUUCGAAGUUAAUAAACUCAGUGGCCUUAAUUCCUUUGUCAUCUGCAUCUAGAGCAGAUCUGUCAUCUUCUUUGAGUGAUUCUUUGCCGUCUAAUCCAACUUUAACAAGGAAGCUGUUCCAAUCACCCGGCCAUGAACUCUCACAGGAGAUAUCUGACAGCAGAAUAGCAUCCCUUCAAUCUGUUGAUGAGAACAGCUCUGCUGGAGCAAGGCCAUCGUUUGUGCUCUCUUCCUGCAGCAAUGACUUCUCCAUAGGUGGUUCCCAUGGUGGGUCUUCUGAUGCCUGGUCCACGCGGGCAUUCUUUGAGCUUGUGGCUUCUUCAAAUAAGGAAAGAUGGUCAGCUGACAGUGUCAACCUUACAUCAUGUAGAAGCCAACGAGCUUGCUCAAAUCCUCCGGAUACACCUCCUCAUCAGAAGAUUUGCAAAGCAUGCUCAAAGCGAUUAACAGGGCACUGUGUGGUUGCUGUUUUGGUUUGUGGUCAUCUUUAUCAUUCCGAAUGUUUGGAGAAAGUUACUAUUGAAACCAACCGAUACGACCCACCUUGCCCUGUCUGUACGCAUGGAGAAAAAUCUGCAAUAAGGCUAUUCGAGAAGGCUGGCAUGGACAUAAUCAAAUCUUGCAAGGGUAAAAUGGCAGAAACUGAUGCACUUGGAGACGCUCAGUCUGAUGAUGGGAAGGGGGCUCGAAAAAACCUCAAGAUAGGAACCAAUUCGAAGUGCAGAUCUUACAGAAGGUCUUUCUUGAAGCAGUAUUUUUCCCUUGCUAAACCAUCACAAUCAACAUCCAGAGGUGGACCUAAGAUGAAGAAAGGAUUCUGGGAAAAAUAUCGUCGCGAGUGAAGAUUCGAAUCAUCAGUAAGUUUUAGAAGCAGGUUAGGCUGUGGCAAAAUCAUUCUGAUCCCGCAUUGCCAUGCCACAUAGAAUGGAAAAAAAAGCAUCACAAAAUUAGUUUGCUGUUCACCUAGUAGAUCAAUAUGCAGAGAAACAGGUGAAGCUGGGAGAAAAUGAAGCCCUGAAUCAAGCCCCUUCAAUAAUUUCCCCCUUUCUGUGAAAUAUUUGAUUCUAGGGCACCUGGUAGUAGUAUCUCAGAAUUUAUUUUAAUUGUUGGCAAAUCUGCUGUCUAAAAUUUGGCACUCCCAGUGACUUUGGGGAGCAUAGGCUGAGUGAUUGUAUGCUAUAUACGCUCAUCUUGAUAUAGAACUUGUCUUCUGGUCGCCAAUGUUUUUAAUUUUAA